AUGAUUAAUCCUGAGGAACAAUUUUAUUGGCAACAAUGGGAAAACUUCAAUGUUAAUUUUUGGGCUUUGCGCAUGUGCCUACUUUCAGUACUUGGAUACAAAACAAUAAAAUUAAAGGAACUGCUAAAGGGAGCAUUGUAUUCAGAUUUAGAUAUGGAUGAGGAUGUUGAUAUUCCAGAUUAUAAUUCCAUUCAAGUGCAUUACCUUAGUAAACGAUACCCAUUCGAUGAUAAUAUUUUAUAUUCUAAUAGUCAAUCAUGUGAAAUUUCACAUUAUGACAAUAAUAAGAUUUAUAAAAAUGGCGAAGAUGCAGAGUGUGAUAGAUUUUCUUUUCUAAUAAUCAACCGUGGGCAACCAAUGUUAUUGGCAUUACAAAUGAAAUGGCGAGACCUGGAAUCAGAGAAUCCACAAAAAAUUCACGAUAAGUUGAUUAGUAACGAAUAUAAUAAAGUUAAGGACUUCGCAAGAAAUAUUGGGUUGGAUAACUGGCUGUUGAUAAUCCUGUCAAACUGUUCGAGCACAUUUAACAAAACUCUACUACCAACAAGAUGCGCAAUUGUUGACAAAAAUAAUUUUACAGAGUUUUAUGGAAAGAUAUAUUCAUCUUGGGCCCAAUUUGCUGCUG
This is a messenger RNA of Acaulospora colombiana, 625 nucleotides long. NCBI's taxonomy places the organism in Eukaryota, Fungi, Glomeromycota, Glomeromycetes, Diversisporales, Acaulosporaceae. The record is from the annotation of a GenBank genome assembly.